Molecule: messenger RNA, 1024 nt
Organism: Gadus morhua (Atlantic cod)
Lineage: Eukaryota; Metazoa; Chordata; Actinopteri; Gadiformes; Gadidae
Product: microfibril-associated glycoprotein 4
Exons: 5
Coding region: 1-843 (280 amino acids)
Biological process (GO): elastic fiber assembly
Source: RefSeq, a predicted model, not a curated record
AUGUGGACGUACCCAUUGCUUAUUUUGUGUCUUCUCCAGGGACCUUUAGGCCUACUCGUCCUCUUGGUGGUGAACCUGGUGUUAGUGAGUGGCACUCCGGUGGUAGUGGGCGACACUCCGGUGGUGCUGAGCGACACUCCGGUGGUAGUGAGCGGUACACCUGAGUCGCUUCCAGUGGAUUGCAGCGACCUCUAUAGCAACGGCUUCGGUAACAGUGGCGUCUAUACGAUCUUUCCAGCGGGACCCACUUCCCCGGUUCAGGUGUUCUGUGAAAUGGGCAGCAUGGAUGCACCAGAUAGUAACAAAUGGACGGUCAUUCAAAGAAGGACUGAUGGCACCAUUAACUUCUACCGUGGGUGGGAACAGUACAAGACUGGAUUCGGACAAGCGCCAAGUGAAUACUGGUUGGGUCUGGAGAAUAUCCAUCUCCUAUCUGGGAAAAAAAGCUAUAAGCUGAGAGUGGACAUGGAGGACUUCGAUGGCGGAAAGGUAUUCGUGGAGUAUUCCUCCUUCAACGUGGCCCCAGAGAAGGACGGAUACAGGCUUACGUUAAGUGGCUUCAAAGACGGUGGCGCGGGAAAUUCGUUGGAUCAUCAUAAUGGUCAGAAGUUCUCAACGUUUGAUAAGGACCAAGAUUCUGAUGCUACAAACUGUGCAAAAACCUACCUUGGAGGAUGGUGGCACAAUAAAUGCCAUCUUUGCAACCCUAACGGGGAGUAUUUGUGGGGCGAAUCACCCUAUGGCAUUGGAGUUAAUUGGUCUUCUUGGAAAGGAUACACGUAUUCCUUAAAAGCCAUUGCAUUUAAGUUAAGUCCCCAACUGGAACUGGAUGCUAUUGGAUGAAUUGUAGUAGAAUUACAAUUCAUUGACAGUGUGACUAUUUAGUUGACGAGGGUUAGGCCCGUUAUAUUAAGUCAUAAGUCAUUAUAUACAACGUCCACAUGUUAAGCAUCAGAUGGGAUUUCAGCAUUAUAUUGUUUAGGCCUUUUACUCAAUAAAGAUAAUAAUAAAAUGAGAACAUUUA